UUUCAUGAGUGUAAAGAAAACUACAAUUCCCGCCACGUCACCAGUGAACCCGGAUAUACAAUGGCUGCUCGGUGGCGAUGUUUUUAACGGGAGUAGGCCAUCUUAUUAUUCGUACAUGGAGUAUGCUACAGUGAAGAUGUAAUCCUGUCAUAAAGAAGGUGUGUUUUGUUUGUUACUUUCAUUAUUUUGGAUCCCAGAGGCUGAAACAUUCAAACUAAACCGUCGAUCUGGUGACAACAGCAGCGUUUGUUUAAAUUCAUGGACAAAGACAAGAGCAUCGACAUUCAUGGUCAGUGCUCCUGGAUGGAGAUGCAUCAGUUCAUUGGUGACCUUAUCACAUCUGGAAACACCUCGAAGGAUCAGCCACAUGUGCUGAACGCAGCCUGGGGCGUGGCUGCUGCCGCCGCUGGUGGUGGUGAGGUUCUGGGGUUCAAAGGUGCUUUACUUGAUCAUCUACAAGACAAGUCAGUGGGAGAGCCAGGCGGACAGAUCCAGCCUGGGGCAUCACAGAGGAAGGGAGAGGUCAGAGACCGGAGAGAAGAUGUCCAUUUUGGUUGCACCUGCCCCGGCUGCCCUUACUCCACUUCUCCACCAUCCUUUGAGAUUUUAAAACCCAGACAAUCUUUGUCCUCGUCGUCACACUCCGAUGCAAUAUGCCACCAUUUACCCGACACUGAACCAAGCAGCAGCACCACCACACCUGAGCUAGACACCAGGACGUCUAACCGCCUGCAGCGGGAACAGGCAGACAGAGGGACUCGGAGUCCAGAGCACAACUCCGACACUCUUCCUGCCAGGGUGUCCUCGUCCCACCUCUCCAUGUUUCCCUGUCUGUGUUGCCAUCGCAGCCUCCAGACCUGCGCCCAGUUACUGAGCCAGCAGGAAGCCGCCACAGACUCCCCAUUUUCUCACACGCACGCCCAUCAUCAUUUUCAUCACCACCACUGUCCUAUAACGUCAUGUUUACCAUGCCCUCAGCUUCGCUCUCGUGCGCCACAGCUCUCUGGCCCUUUCCCCUGCUUGACUUGCCCACACUCCACACCUACCUGUACUCAGGAGUGUCACCGCCAGCACAGGCAAACACUAAGUCAGCAACAAGAGGAAAGAGGAGGCCGGGCGGCUUUAAAUUUAUCGCUACACCCCUGUAUGCACUGCUCUGCAUCUUUUUCAAGACCGUCCCAGUUGCUGCAGCACCAGCGCUCCGAGCAUGCCCACAAACCAUCAGGCUUCCUCUGCACUGAGUGCGGCAGGGCCUUCAACUCGCACAGCAACCUCCGCAUCCAUCUCAAUGUGCACACUGGUGCCCGGCCCUACUCCUGCUCUGACUGCGGGAAGAGUUUUAGUCAAUCAGGUGCCCUGAAGAUCCACAGGCGUAUUCACACAGGCGAAAGGCCAUAUUCCUGUGGAUUUUGUGGCAGGGGUUUUCCUCAUCUGGCAGGGGUCCGGGCCCAUCAGAGGACCCACACAGGAGAGAAGCCCUACCGCUGUAGCCAGUGUGGGAAAUGUUUCACCCAGUCAGGAGCUCUUAAGAUCCAUACCCGCAUCCACACAGGAGAGAGGCCCUUUAUAUGCAGUAUCUGUGGGAAAGGCUUCUCCAAUCGCUCCGGGAUCCGCUUCCACUACCGCACAGUCCAUGGACUGGCCCCUGACCAUGCUGGAGAAGCUGGAUCUGGGAGUGCAUCUCGGGGACCAGCAGGCCGUAGUUAUCCACCUGGACGUCCCAGAACAUUUCCUCCUGCCACCCUCGGGGUAAAUCCACCCAACAGCCCAGAUAGAGACUCACGUACAGCUCCAAACUCUACAGACUCUCUUGUGUCGACUGCUGCUCGUCCCAGCUCCUCUCUGCUUGGCCCUAAUGAGAGCAAAUCUCAGUCAGACGGAGCAAACAGAGAGGGGCUUCUGUAUGCAUGUGAAGACUGUGGCCUACGUUUUAAGGAUGCUCCGUCCAGGAACAGACACCAGACUCUGAUGCACUACUCCUCUGAGGGGAGAGAGGAGGAGGAGGGGCAGAGGAAAGAGUUAAGCACAAACGAGAGGGUCCACGAUAACAGUGGAGAGUGAAAAAAUGUUGUUGAUACCACAGGCUGAACGAGAACACCGAAAGACCCAAAUAAAUCGUUUUUUAAAAGUAAUUUGUCUAAAACA
Larimichthys crocea (large yellow croaker) is the source of this 2145-nucleotide messenger RNA. RefSeq names its product zinc finger protein 835. Lineage: Eukaryota; Metazoa; Chordata; Actinopteri; Sciaenidae. Bases 259 to 2061 code for a protein of 600 amino acids. Gene Ontology annotation, molecular function: RNA polymerase II cis-regulatory region sequence-specific DNA binding; DNA-binding transcription factor activity, RNA polymerase II-specific. The transcript has 3 exons. The record is from RefSeq and is a predicted model, not a curated record. Gene Ontology annotation, biological process: regulation of transcription by RNA polymerase II.